Molecule: messenger RNA, 4084 nt
Organism: Abrus precatorius (Indian licorice)
Lineage: Eukaryota; Viridiplantae; Streptophyta; Magnoliopsida; Fabales; Fabaceae
Product: calcium-transporting ATPase 12, plasma membrane-type
Exons: 1
Coding region: 68-3244 (1058 amino acids)
Biological process (GO): calcium ion transmembrane transport
Cellular component (GO): intracellular membrane-bounded organelle; membrane
Molecular function (GO): P-type calcium transporter activity; ATP binding; ATP hydrolysis activity
Source: RefSeq, a predicted model, not a curated record
GUUCUUUCCUACUCAUCUCUUCUUUAGAAUAAUUAUAGCACUUUUCAUUUUUGUCUUGAAGUCCACCAUGUCUAGUAGCCAAAAUCUGAAAUAUGAGGGUAACUCAUUUCUCAUUGACAUAACCAGUGUCCUUACCGAUUUCACUGUCAAUUACACCAUUAACAAAGCCAAGAAAAGGUGGCGUUUUGCUUAUACAGCAAUUUAUUCUAGACGGGUCAUGCUUUCCCUUGCCAAGGAGGUCAUAUCAAAAAGAAACAGAAACACCCAUCCCUACACAAAAAUCUUCCAAACACAGUCUUCCACUUCCAGCAGCACUCUUAAUAUAGUUGAGCCCUUAGUUCCCCUUCAUGUGAACAGUGGAGCCGAUCAUUAUUGUUUGGUUCCUGAUGUUGACAAAGCCAAACUUGUUAGUAUGGUUAAAGACAAAAACUUGUUAGCCCUUACUGAGUUUGGAGGAGUUGAAGGUGUUGCAAAUAUUCUUGGAACCCUUCCAGCUAAGGGAAUCCUUGGCAGUGAUGAUGAUAUUUCCAAACGAAGUGGAUUGUUUGGUUCCAACACUUACCAAAGGCCACCACCCAAAGUCUUCGUACACUUUGUACUGGAAGCUUUGAAUGACACUACUAUCCUGAUCCUUCUUGUUUGUGCUGGCCUUUCCCUUGGUUUUGGCAUAAAAGAACAUGGACCUGGGCAAGGCUGGUAUGAAGGAGGGAGUAUAUUUGUAGCAGUGUUUCUGGUAGUGGUUGUCACUGCACUCAGCAACUUUAGACAAGAGAGACAAUUUUACAAGUUGUCUAAGAUAAGCAACAACAUCAAAGUUGUAGUUGUGAGAAAUGGAAGGCCACAGCAGAUAUCCAUCUUUGAAGUUGUUGUGGGAGAUAUUGUUUCCCUUAAGAUUGGUGACCAAAUUCCAGCUGAUGGACUGUUCCUAACUGGCCAUUCUUUGCAAGUGGAUGAAUCAAGUAUGACAGGUGAGAGCGAUCAUGUAGAAAUUGAGCUUUUGAAGAGCCCCUUCUUGUUGUCUGGUGCAAAGGUGGUGGAGGGCUAUGCUCAAAUGCUUGUCACGUCUGUGGGAACUAACACUGCGUGGGGCCAAAUGAUGAGCUCUAUAUCCCGAGACACCAAGGAGAGAACACCAUUACAAGCUCGCCUUGACAAGUUAACCUCUUCUAUUGGAAAGGUAGGCCUUACGGUCGCUUUUCUUGUACUCAUAGUCUUGUUCAUUCGUUAUUUCACUGGAAAUACAGAAGAUGAUAAUGGUAAUAAGGAGUUCCAGGGUGGUAAAACCGAUGUGAAUGACAUUUUCAAUGCGGUUGUGCGUAUUGUUGCUGCUGCAGUCACUAUUGUGGUUGUGGCAAUCCCUGAGGGUCUGCCAUUGGCUGUCACUCUCACACUAGCUUACUCCAUGAAAAGAAUGAUGGCAGACCAAGCAAUGGUGAGGAAACUCUCUGCUUGUGAAACCAUGGGGUCAGCAACAGUUAUAUGCACCGAUAAAACCGGCACCUUAACUUUGAACCAGAUGAGAGUGACAAAGUUUUGGCUAGGCCUAGAAAAUGUUAUUGAAAACUUUUCCAAUGCAAUGGCCCCUAAUGUUCUCGAGUUAUUCCACCAAGGAGUUGGCCUCAAUACAACUGGCAGUGUCUAUAAACCUUCAUCAGAGUCUGAACCUGAAAUUUCUGGUAGCCCAACAGAGAAAGCUAUACUCCUUUGGGCUGUAUCAGAUUUAGGAAUGGACAUGGAUGAACUGAAGCGCACACACAAAGUUCUUCAUGUUGAAACAUUUAACUCAGAGAAGAAACGAAGUGGAAUUGCAAUAAGGAAACAGACCAACAACACAGUUCACGUGCAUUGGAAAGGCGCUGCAGAGAUUAUACUUGCAAUGUGUUCUAAUUAUAUUGAUUGUAACGGCAUAGAGAAGUCCCUUGAUGAAGAGCGAAGUAAACUUGAGAAGAUAAUUCAAGGUAUGGCAGCUAGUAGCCUACGAUGUAUUGCUUUUGCUCACAUUGAGAUUUCAGAAGAUAUUGAUUACAACGAUAAGGAUGCACAUCAGGUCCUAAGAAAAGAUGGCUUGACCUUGCUAGGCAUUGUUGGCCUCAAGGAUCCAUGCCGUCCUGAUGUCAAGAAGGCUGUGGAAACUUGCAAACAUGCGGGAGUUCAUAUCAAGAUGAUCACUGGAGAUAACAUAUUCACUGCAAGAGCAAUUGCAACAGAAUGUGGAAUAUUAGAUCUUGAUGGCCAUGUAAAUGCAGGAGAAGUUGUGGAAGGUGUGGAGUUCAGAAACUAUACAGAGGAAGAUAGAAUGGAGAAAGUUGACAAGAUCCGUGUGAUGGCCAGAUCAUCCCCUUUGGACAAACAUUUGAUGGUGCAAUGCUUGAAGAAGAAAGGCCAUGUAGUUGCAGUUACAGGAGAUGGCACAAAUGAUGCACCCGCCCUAAAAGAAGCUGAUAUUGGACUUUCAAUGGGGAUCCAAGGAACUGAAGUUGCCAAGGAAAGCUCUGACAUUGUUAUCUUAGAUGACAACUUCAGUUCUGUUGCCACUGUUUUGAGGUGGGGAAGAUGUGUUUAUAACAACAUCCAGAAAUUUAUCCAGUUUCAACUAACCGUGAAUGUUGCAGCUUUAGUGAUAAACUUUAUAGCAGCAGUUUCUUCAGGAGAUGUUCCCCUUACAACAGUUCAACUAUUAUGGGUAAAUCUCAUUAUGGAUACUCUAGGAGCUCUUGCAUUGGCUACAGAACGGCCUACAAAGGAGUUAAUGCAGAAACAGCCAGUAGGUAGAACUGAACCUCUUAUUACUAGUAUUAUGUGGAGAAACCUUUUAGCUCAAGCUUUAUAUCAGAUUGCUAUUCUGUUGGUUUUACAAUUCAAUGGCAAGUCAAUCUUCCAUGUAAAUGAGAAGGUAAAGGAUACUCUAAUAUUUAAUAUUUUUGUUCUCUGCCAAGUUUUCAACGAGUUCAACUCAAGAAGUAUGGAGAAACUUAAUGUAUUCCAAGGUAUUCACAAAAACCACUUGUUUCUUGGAAUUGUGGGGAUAACUGUUGUUCUUCAAGUUGUGAUGGUGGAACUCCUAAGGAAGUUUGCUGAUACAGAGAGAUUAACAUGGGAGCAAUGGGGAAUUUGUGUUGGAAUUGCAGCUGUGUCAUGGCCAAUUGCAUUGUUUAUAAAGCUCAUACCUGUUUCAGAUAGACCGUUUUUCAGCCACACUAAGUGGGUAAAAUUAUUGGCCUUAAAGAUUAAGCACGCUUUUUAAUUUUACCUACUCACACAUACAAAGUAUCAUGAAUUCCAAGCAUCUUGAAAACUUAAAUAUAUAUUCGUGUAUACUAUGUACGGAAAUUCAUGAUCCUUUAUGUUUAAAACACGGGAUCUUGAAUUUCCUUAUGUCUUAUACUUAAAUGUCAUAUAUUUAGGUGUCCAAGAUGUUUGGAAUUUUAGCGAACACCUUUAUUUAGUGUUAGGGAUCAUGGUAGGAGCAGCAGUUGAAAAAUUUCUUCAAAGAAUAAUAAUAACAGUAACAUCCCCUCCUCUAACAUGUGAAAAUGAGGCCGGUGGGUAUUAGGACACAGGUGAUAAAUUAAUGUUAACGAUUCCUUGGGAUACCCAAAAAAGUAUUAAAACUGUUUGGAUUAUGAGACCUUAAAAUUGAUAUCAGCAAAGUUGCAAGCAGUGUUCACAAGCCUCUGAAGGAAGACUGUCAUUUAAUUUGUCUGUUAGCUUGUUACAUAUGCUAGAACUAGAAAGAAAUUACACUAUGGGAUGCUGAACCUCAUUACCCAAACUUCCAGAGUCAAGGCAAACUAAGAAGAAACAGGUUUCUUAUGGGCACUUCGUUGAUAUUGAAGACCUGGUCCGAGCUAAAGAUCAAAUUUCAUGUGAUUAAAUCUAUAUGUAGCAUUGUCUUACUAAAUAAGCUGUAUGAAAUCACUAAGUGUUGCUUGGUUAUCCAAUUACUAUAUAUUAGAUCUCCAUGCAAGUAGACAUGACUUGGAAAAUUAUUCUUACCCUUUUAUGUCAACGUAUUCUAUACCCCUCUAACUAACGCUGACGAUGGCUUUCUUUCUCUCCAGAAUAAAAUACACAAAUACACAAU